UUUAAUAUUAAUUGAAUAAAAUAAAAAUUGAAUCAAUGUCUACAUACAAGUAAGAACUCCGUUACGUUGUAAUAACUUUCUGUAGAUUGGUAUCUAUUGAUGACUACAAAGGAACCGGUACAUAAUUGCAUCCCUUAUAAAAAAUUGGUGUAUUUUACUAGUUGUGUAACCCUAGUUGUUAACUGCACUUUUAUGCUUGCUAGAUCCUGAAUUAGGGCCAAAAUUCUAGAAGUAGUUUCUCGCAGAGAUAUUUAAUCAGAAUUGUGGAUAAAAUCAUAGUUCAUGCUUAGUAUUAAAGAAGUCUUAGCAGGAGAUAAUUAAUUUUAGGGGCUAAAAAGGAACAACUCACUCCUAGAAGUAGAGAAGCGCUCAAACGGUUAGGCAUUAAGGUUAAGGAACUCAAAUUUGUUAGUCUGAAGAACUUUAAAUAAGCAGACUGAUGCAGCUGGGGUUCCUCCCAAGAUCCUUCAAAUGAGGUGGGACCAUAUGGAAGAUAAACGAAUUGAGAAAAUUCUCAUGACCAAGAACGAACGCCAAAGAGUCAUUCUAGAUGAAGCAGAGGGGAAUAUUGUCUAUGAUGAGGAUGAAGGGUGCUACCGUAUACCUACUUAUACAAAUCUGAAAAAUCUCAUGCAGAUGCAACGAAUAAAAAGUGCAAACAACCGCAAGAAAUUGACCCUCGAUGGUGACACUGCUGUAAUCAAGAAAGAAAUUCAGAACUUGGAAAAUAUUAAGAGAAAACAACAAAAGGAGUUCGAACAGAAAAUGCAAUAUGAACAGCAAAUGGCUGAGAUCCAAGCCAGAAAUGAGGAAAAGCUCAGGAAAGAAAAACAAAGAGAAGAAAGACGAGCCAGAGAACUUUACAAAUAAACAAAAGGAACAAGAGAGAAAAGCUAAAAAAGACGAAGAACGUAGGCAGCAAGAGCAAGAACAAAGGGAACGUGAGCAGAACUUACUCCAAAUGAAAAUGUACGAACAAGAACAAGAACAAAUGAGAGAAGCCAAGCGUAAAGAAGCUAGAAGGAAGAGGGAAGCCAAGAAAAGAGAGGAAGAAAGAAGGAUAAAGCAGGAGGAAUUUGAAAGACAGACCCAGCAAAUCCAAGAAGAGCAGAUGAAACAAGCAGAGCUCAAACGGAUUAGUAUGGAGGCUAAAGAAGCUGAAAGGAUCAAGAAGCAAGAAAUAGAACGCGCACACAGACAGAUGCUUGGAGAAAAAUAAGAGAAGAGAGAAAGAAGAGAAAAUCGAGCAAGCUAGACGCAACAAUGAAGAACGUUUAGAAAAUCAGCGGAAAUACUAUAAAUCCAAGGAAAGGGAGGCUAAUAAGAAGUUGCGUGAGUUCCAGCUCAAGAGAGAGCUAGAAAACAUCCACCGCAGGAAGAAGGCUGAAGAAAAAGCUAAGCUUAUUGAACAAGUUAUGCACCAGAAUGAGGUCAACGAAGAAAUGAGAAAAAGAGAAAUCGAGAACAAGAUGAAGGCUCAAGAAGAGAAAAAGAUGGAGCAAGAUAGACAAGAACAGAUCAGACUCAAGGAAAAGCAGAAAAUGGAGAUUGAAAAACAGAUUUAUAGAGACCAAACUAGGCGACAGAUGGAAGAACAAGAAGAGAGAAGAAAAGCUAGUAUUAUGAACCAGAUCAUGUCAACUGAGAUGAGAGUAGAUGAGCAUAAGCAAAAAUACCAAGAAGAUAUCAUGGUUAGGAAAGAGUUAGAGAAUAUGAAGAGAAGAGAUAGACAAGAACAAGCUGAAAGGGUUAAAAGACAACAGGAUUAUGAAAGAGAGCUCAUGCUUCAGAAAAUUAAAGCAGAUGAUUUGAAAACACAAAAAGUUAUAGAAGAAAGAAAGAGCUUGUUGGAGAUGAGGACUGAGAUUAAAAUUAAAGCUGAUAGAGAGAAAGAGAAAAUGAUGGAGCAGUUUGAGAGAAGCAAUAAAAAAUCAUCAAAAACUAAACGCGUUAGAACCUCAAAAUCCCAAGCACGCCCUCAUAGAAGAGGUAGAAGCCAGAUGCCAGGCACUCCUCGCAAAUAAGUUGCUUCUUAG
Molecule: messenger RNA, 2036 nt
Organism: Moneuplotes crassus
Lineage: Eukaryota; Ciliophora; Spirotrichea; Euplotida; Euplotidae
Source: the annotation of a GenBank genome assembly